CAUACAAUAAAGAAGUAUUUGCUGUGGUAACAGAUAAUGAAAAUAAGAUGAAAAAAAUGAGGGAUUCAAUCAAAGAAACGUAUCCAAAUCUUUUAACAUAUGGGUGUUCUGCACAUUAUUUAAACCUUUUAGAAAAAGAAGUAACACACCCAGAUGUCAUCAAACAUGUGGUUGAAGUGCAGAAAUAUUUUCGUAAUACACAUCAACCGCAUGGAUGGUUGCGUGAGAAAGGAGGGCAUAUGCCUCAGUUACCAAACGAUACCCGAUGGAACUCCCAAAUUGACUGUAUAGAAACAUACAUAAAAAACUACCAAAUUUAUGUAGAAAUAGUAGAUAAUCAUGAUAUACCUAUCAAAAUCAGAAAAAUUAUUGAAAAUCGAGCAAUAUUUAGAGAAGCUAACAGUCUUCAAACCCAACUCAAAAUAUUUGGUGUUGUUUUAGAUCAAAUGCAAAGUGACAGCUGUCACCUAUCCGAAUGUGUUGAGUUGUGGCUCUCACUUCUGAAUAACCCUGAACUAAGUCAUUACCACACAGCUAUCAAAAAGAGAUGUAAUGAUGCUUUGACACCUAUCCAUUAUCUUGCAUACAUGACCAAUCCUCGCUUUUUGGGCAAAAACCUGCCGAUUGAAAAUGAAGAUGAGGCUGAAGAAUGGCUUUACAAUCAUUAUCCUGAUUUUGUACCUGGGUUGAUUUUGCUUAAAUUAAAGGAUUGUGAUGCAUUUCCUAAAAGGAUGUUGAGUAAUCAAAUUAUAUCAACAAUAUUGUGCAGUGAUUGGUGGUCUAUCAUUAACCAGAGAAAUGAAAAAUCAAUUCAGAAAAAAUUGCCUGAAGGAUUUUGCAAAUUUAUUUCUAAACUUCAAACGUGCCCUGCUAGCUCAGGAUCAAUAGAAAGAAUAUUUUCUUCAUUUGGUUUUAUUUGGUCAAAAGUUAGAAAUAAAUUAGGAUGUGAAAAGGCUAAAAAGCUUGUGCAAAUAUAUAAACAGUAUCAAAAAUAGUUUAUAGUUUAUGUUUUUACAUAAGAAUUUAUGCUUUUACAAUAUAAAGUGAAUAUUACAUUAAAGUAAAGUUGUAUUUGCAAGAAGUAUA
Hydra vulgaris (swiftwater hydra) is the source of this 1086-nucleotide messenger RNA. RefSeq lists its product as uncharacterized. Lineage: Eukaryota; Metazoa; Cnidaria; Hydrozoa; Anthoathecata; Hydridae. Gene Ontology annotation, cellular component: nucleus. The record is from RefSeq and is a predicted model, not a curated record. Gene Ontology annotation, biological process: regulation of transcription by RNA polymerase II.